Molecule: messenger RNA, 1792 nt
Organism: Xenopus laevis (African clawed frog)
Lineage: Eukaryota; Metazoa; Chordata; Amphibia; Anura; Pipidae
Gene: cidec.S
Product: cell death inducing DFFA like effector c S homeolog
Exons: 7
Coding region: 262-972 (236 amino acids)
Biological process (GO): regulation of apoptotic process; apoptotic process
Source: RefSeq, a predicted model, not a curated record
CAGCUGGGAAUGUGUUUCCAUGGCCCCAGACAGCUGUGCACAGAUCCCCUGUGAGCAGGAGGCAGGGCAGUAAUGGCUCCCACUGAACAGCAAUGACCUGUGCUCCUGUUUGUGCUGGGACAACUGAAGGAAUGGCCUGAGUAGGUGUCAAGCCUGCUGACUGUGGCACUUGUGGGGGAGACUGGGUCCCAGGGAACUGAGUGCAACCUAGCAAUCCUUUCAGUCGUAUAUACAGGAAGAGAACAAAUCAUUCUGACUAAGAUGGAGUACGCCAUGAAGUCUCUGAGCCUCCUCUCCCCCAAGUCUCUCUCCAAGUGUGUGUCUGUGAGUGCUUCUAUGACCCAACAGCUUCUCUCUCGUCCUGCAUCUAAGCCCAGACCCUACAGGGUGUGCAACAAUGAUCGCAGUCUCAGGAAAGGCAUUAUGGCUGACAGUCUGGAGGAUCUAAUCAACAAGACUCUGGAUGCUCUGCUAUUGAAUGAAGCGAUUACUCUGGUUCUGGAUGAAGACGGGACAUGUGUGGACACAGAGGAAUUUUUCCGAUCUUUGGAGGAUGGCGCCGUUUUCAUGGCACUUGGAAAAGGACAGAAAUGGAAAUCUACAGAGAACGCCGGAUACCACUUAUCCCUCACCAAAAAGCCUCACAGAAAGAUCGACGUUGCCUGUUUCAGUUUCGACCUCUAUAAAAAUCACCCUCACGAUUUCAUUGGUUGCCUGAAUGUCAAAGCCACUUUAUAUGGAACCUACACAUUGUCGUAUGACCUGCAGUGUUAUGGAGCCAAGAGAAUGAUGAAGGAAGCACUACGCUGGACUCUAUACACCAUGCAGGCCACAGGACAUGUGCUUCUGGGGACAUCAUGCUACAUGAAACAGCUACUAGAUGCAACAGAAAGAUCAGUUCCAGAGGAGGAGAAAUCCAGCACAAGCUUAAGAGACUUUAUCCCAUUCUCCCCUUGGAAGAUGCUGCAGUAGAUUAACCUCUCUUCAUAUAUAAGAAGCUAUGGCCUAUUCCGAUUAUAUAUGUGAUGGCUAACAAGCUCUGCUUCAGCUGUGCCUAAAAGGAAUAUACCAUGGGGCUCUUUAAUGCCAACAGCCAGAUUUCUCUGGUAUUUACAUGCCUUUUAAUUCCAUGAUCUAUUAUUGGAUAAGGAAAGUAGGUCCCAAAGCAGCAUCCCGACACACUCCAGAUUUCCAGAGUGUUAUCUAUUUCACUCCAAGCAAUUUGUACAAAUUCAUAUCUCAAUAUCGGGUAUCCCCCUAUCCUCUUUAAUUCUGUUCCAAUACACAAUAAUUCACUGUCAGAGCAGAAUUCCACUUUUUAACCUCUUUUAUUUGGUUUUGGGACCAUUUGCACUGUUUUAUGUCAAAGUUCAUAGUAAUGUUAAGCUAUGAUUACUGAGCAAUAUUUUAUGGGCGUUGGGAAGAGUUUAAUAUACAUUUACUGCCCUCCACCCCUUCUUUAAGAAGGGCACGGGGCUCUUAUCACUUGUCUUUUAGCAUCACUCACAUAUGUAUUUUAAAACCAAGAGUCACAUACUGAGCAUGAAACCCUGUAGGACUCUUCAGCUAAGCAACGCAGGGAAAGUGUUAAUAAUAAGUAGUCUAUUACAAUAUGAAGAACAAUAUUAAAUGUAUUUGAUCCAGUGGAAACCUUUGCAAUGCAAUUAGCACCGUCUGUUACAUGUUCCAUAUACUGUGCUUUAUGGACUUUAGAAUUAGUAUUUAUAUUUUAAUAUUGUUAUAAACUUAAGUGUACCAUAUGAAUUAUAUCAUUAAAACACCUUUUUUCCCA